AUGUCCGCAUCCAAAGAGAACAAUGCAGCAUAUACCGAUCCAAUGUUAAUCAAAAAUUCUUCAUACAAGUGCGGGAAAAAAUCAGACAUCUUCAGUCUUGGCGUAAUAUUUUGGGAAAUUUUUAGCGGGAAAUCUCCGUGCGAAGGGCAUACGCAAAGUGCUGAAAUUUUUAAAUACAGGCUAAAAGGGUUUCGUGAUAAACCUGUACCCGGAAUACCGGAUGAAUAUACCAAAUUAUAUACAGACUGUUGGAAUGAAGAUCCUGAUAAGCGACCGUUUUGUAAAGAGAUUCAUGACCGAUUAAAACUGUUCGAACAAUUAGCAAUGCAAGGUGACCAAUCAUCGGUUGAACAGGGUAAUAAUCCU
Messenger RNA from Paraglomus occultum, 366 nucleotides. Lineage: Eukaryota; Fungi; Glomeromycota; Glomeromycetes; Paraglomerales; Paraglomeraceae. The record is from the annotation of a GenBank genome assembly.